Amphibalanus amphitrite is the source of this 5830-nucleotide messenger RNA. RefSeq names its product glutamate [NMDA] receptor subunit 1-like. Lineage: Eukaryota; Metazoa; Arthropoda; Thecostraca; Balanomorpha; Balanidae. Gene Ontology annotation, molecular function: NMDA glutamate receptor activity. Gene Ontology annotation, cellular component: NMDA selective glutamate receptor complex; plasma membrane; synapse. Gene Ontology annotation, biological process: regulation of membrane potential; ionotropic glutamate receptor signaling pathway; monoatomic ion transport. The coding region runs from base 496 to 3216 and encodes 906 amino acids. The record is from RefSeq and is a predicted model, not a curated record. The transcript has 21 exons.
AACGUGCUUUCAACCGUCUUGAUUUCAACAUAGGAGUUGCAAGGAGGGCUUAUUAUUAUUAUUUUCCGCUUCCAAGUUCCAUCCUUUCCUAUCAUAACAAAGCCAUAAGCAAGGCCCUAUAUACCGCCGUAAGCUGUUGAGGUGGCGCCAUGAUUCGUCUGCAGAAUGCUUCUGAGCGCGCCGCCGCCGGUCAGGUCGACGAGACGAAACUGGCGCGCGACUCUGUAAUCGCCAAUACGGCCACAUUUUUCGUGCUGUGCGGCGUCAUCAGAGCCACUGGCCGGGCCGGCGAGAUCGAUCGGCGCCGGUGGCGCCUCUGGCGGGAGGCUGGCGCACUAGCGGCCGCCAGUGGGCCGGUCGCCCUCGGCGAGUUGACCGUCGGCUCAGGUCGCUGUGCGUUUGUGUGCCGGGCGUCGGUGCCGGUGCUCGGUGACACUAUGGAUUUUGUACUCCGGCGGGUUUGAGACCAGUCAUGUGACAGAGGCGAGGUGGGCCAUGAUACCCUCCGCCCCUGCCCUCCUUCUGCUAUCUCUGCUGCAUGUCCUGGCGGCCGACAACCCGCGUCACUUCCGCAUCGGCGGCGUGCUCUCCAGCACCGAGAACGAGCAAACCUUCAACAAAACAAUCCAGGAACUCAAUGAACAAAAAGAAUAUGUAUCCCGCGCCUCAACCCUUUACGUUUCAACCAUUCGGAUGGAGGAGAAUCCCAUUCGCACGGCCCUCAACGUGUGCAAAUACCUCGUCAACUCACAGGUGUACGCAAUGGUCGUGUCCCACCCCAGCACCGGGGACAUCUCUCCCGCCGCCGUCUCCUACACGUCUGGAUUCUACCACAUCCCCGUGGUGGGCAUCACCUCUCGCGAUAGCGCCUUCUCGGACAAGAACAUCCACGGCUCGUUUCUGCGCACGGUGCCGCCCUACUCGCACCAGGCCGACGUGUGGGUGGACCUACUCAAAAUGCUCGGAUACACCCAGGUGAUCUUCAUGCACAGCUCGGACGCGGACGGCCGCUCCGUGUCUAGCCGGUUCCUGGCGCAGGCACAGACCAUGGAUUCCACCGACACGGACAUGAAGGUGGAAGAAGUCGUAGAGUUUGAGCCGGGCCUGAAGACGUUCACCGAACAGCUGAAACUGGUGCGCUCACUUCAGUCUCGCGUCUACCUGCUCUACGCCAGCCAAAACGACAGUGAGGUGAUUUUCCACGACGCGGCCUUCCUGAACAUGACUGAGGUGGGCUACGUGUGGAUCGUCACUGAACAAGCUCUGGCCGCCAGCACGGUGCCCAAAGGUGUGCUGGGGUUCCGACUUAGCGCCUCCGACGAGACCAAACACAUCAAGGAUAGCUUGUACGUUCUGGCAGCCGCCCUGAAGGAGAUGUCGCAAAAGGAAAACAUCACGGAGGCACCCAAGGACUGCAACAACACCGGAGACGGCUGGGAGACGGGAAAAACUCUGUUCAAGUACAUUCGUAAACAAGUUCUGUUCGACGGGCAGACGGGAAAAGUCGCUUUCGACGAUAACGGAGACCGCAUCAAUGCAGAAUAUGACGUCAUCAACACAGACAGUACCCGUACCAAGCGGAUAGUGGGGAAAUACGCCUAUUCAAAGUCGUUGGAGAGGAUGGAGCUGAAGCUGAAGACGAGCGAUAUCAUCUGGCCGGGCGGCAGCAACGUCAAGCCGGACGGCGUCAAGAUCCCGACGCACCUCAAGGUGCUGACUCUGCAGGAGCAGCCGUUCGUGUACAGCCGUCGUUUGGAGCGCGGCCAGAAGUGUGACGACUCUGAGACGCGCUGUCCGUGGCACAACACCACAGGCGAAGAUGUCGAAUUCUGCUGCUGGGGCUACUGCAUAGACCUGCUGAACAAGCUGUCGGAGCGUGUCAACUUCACGUUCGACCUGUUCCUCUCUCCUGACGGCGAGUUCGGCGACUACGUCUCCAGGAAUGUGUCAGGGAAGAAGGAGUGGACGGGUAUGAUUGGUGAGCUGGUGAGAGAGCGCGCAGACAUGAUCGCAGCCCCGCUCACCAUCAAUCCGGAGCGGGCAGCCUUCAUCGAGUUCAGCAAACCGUUCAAAUACCAGGGCAUCACCAUAUUGGAAAAACGGCAACCGCGGGCCUCCACACUGGUCUCCUUCCUGCAGCCGUUCAAGCACACGCUCUGGGUGCUGGUGCUGGUCUCAGUACACGUCGUGGCGCUCGUGCUCUACCUCCUCGACCGGUUCUCGCCGUUCGGUCGUCAGGCGAGCAGGGACAGUGGCAAUGCAGAGGAUGACGCGCUGAACCUGUCGUCUGCCAUGUGGUUCGCCUAUGGGGUGCUGCUCAACAGCGGCAUUGGUGAUGGCACUCCGCGUAGCUUCUCGGCCCGGGUACUGGGUAUGGUGUGGGCUGGAUUCGCAAUGAUCAUCAUCGCCUCAUACACUGCCAACCUGGCUGCCUUCCUCGUGCUCGACAGGCCUCAGACGCGGCUUAGUGGCAUCAACGACGCUAGGUUGCGGAAUCCAAUGGAGAACUUUUCGUACGCCACCGUCAAGGGCUCGGCGGUCGACAUGUACUUUCGGCGACAAGUGGAGCUGAGUAACAUGUACCGAACUAUGGAGGGGAAGCAGUUCACCUCGGCAGAGGAGGCCAUCAAAGCCGUCAUCAACGGCUCUUUAAAUGCCUUCAUCUGGGACAGUUCACGACUCGAGUUCGAGGCCGCGCAGAACUGUGCCCUGGUGACGGCGGGAGAGCUCUUUGGCCGCUCCGGCUACGGGAUCGGCCUAAAAAAGGACUCGCCAUGGGCCAAUCACGUGACCCUGGCCAUCCUCCAGUUUCACGAGAGUGGCUACAUGGAGCAGCUAGACAAUCGAUGGAUCUUCCAAAACCGCAAGGAGUGUGAGACGAGAGAGAAGGCGCCAGCGACGCUCGGUCUGAAAAACAUGGCCGGCGUGUUCAUACUGGUGCUGGCAGGCAUCGCCGGCGGCUGUGCACUCAUCAUUAUAGAGAUCAUCUAUAAGCGGCACAAGAUCCGGAGCCAGCGGAAACUGGCGCUGGCCAAAAAUGCUGCGGACAGGUGGCGGGGAGCUGUGGAGCGAGACUCGGACCUGAAGCGGCUGGCGUUGCUGGCGGACGUGGACGCUCCGCCUGAUGUGCCCCGAAACACGCCCGAGCCGUGCCGCGAGCCGACGCUACCCCCGGUCCUCAUAGGACUCGAGUGGGAGACCAAUUCGCCUGUGUGACAUACCGUCCAUUGAUGGACAGUUAGUGAAGCGGCGCCGCCUGCGCCAGUCCCGCCAGCACGCGCGGCACAACGGCGAGCCGGGCUUCUCCGCCGACCCUUUCGGCACCGACUUCAGCAGCGCCUUCUCGUGGAGCUCGCCGGACGUGCGGCAGCGGGUGCUGCAGCCGCCGCCGCCGCCCGCCCGCAGAAAGAUGACCAUACUGGACGCCUAGCGCCACCGCGCGGCCGCUGCACCAACCACAGCUUCUGGUGGCUGUCGCGCGGCGGCGGUGCGACGUGCUCAAAGUCAGUGGUAAAGGGACCGGUCCGUGCUAGGACUGAAAGGUGCUCUUUUUUAGCCAGCUGGUUGUUAUUUGUUCGAGCUAUUUUUGCGCCAAGUGAGUGUGUGUUUGUGUGUGCAGUCGUUGUGAGAGCGCGUGGUUAGGAGUGCUGUAGCACUGUUGGGAAAAUCUGCGUUGUGUUGAGUCGUAUCAUCAGCGUUUGUGGCUGAUGAGUAUCGCGGCCAAUACGGUGGCGGUGGUGGCCGCCCUGCAACCAUUCCUGUGACGUCUCAGACGAGACACGUGCCAACCUGGUCUUCGCUCGUAGGAAGCACUCUCGCACCUUCCCGUCCCGAAUACGGUACUACUGGGAGCUGGACGGCUGUCCCAAUCGCUCGGAAAUGAUGAACCAAUUCCGGUAGUGGAUAUCCAAAACACAAAACUAUAAGCCCAUACCCCAUACUAGAAGACAAUCAUCUUGUUUUCAUUUUUCUUUCAUCAAAAAUCAAUCCAUUCCCUAAGUCUCAUGAGGUAUCAUCUCUUAGUAUCUCGUCAGUUUCGUUGGGCCGGCUGGGUUCUCGGUUCUCCCUCCCUCGGCCCUGCUCCAGUAACCAGCCGGUUCCGGGUGUACGGGUGCAAUUCCGCCUCGCGAUUCAACUAGGGCCGACGCGUACCGAAAAGGCGAGUCUCUGGUGAGAGCCAUGCCGUCCUUACGUGCUCAGGAGAUCGCUUCGACGACACUGGGCUCGGCGCGGCGGCGGCGCCCGAGCGACUCUGGCACGGACUUGGGCUGCAAUAUCUCACCGAGUCGGGCUGCCAUAUCUCACCGAGUCGGGCUGCCAUAUCGGGAGGGCUCGGGCCGUGGAUGAACAAUGGUCUCGGGUCGAUGGAUACCUUGGUUCUUUGUGGUCAGUGCGCGGGGGACCGGCCGUGCUCUGCCCGAUUCGGACGCGUUGUGAAAAGUGAAGCGUCCCCGGGGGAAGUGAUGGACGCGCUCUGAUCGAUCCGCUCGCCGCCUCACAAUGUCGGCAGAUAUAUUGGUGCGAUGUUGCUCAACCCUGCACUGGAUAGGGGCGGGCCGCUGAUGAUGAUGUGGCUGGGCUGAAAGCUACCCCGUCGAAACAGGCGGCCUAGCCUCGCAUCACGAGAUCAGAGAGCUUAUUUCAUUUGAGCUCGAAAGCCUUAGAUAACUGAUGACUAUCACGUUGCACUCAGGCCGGCGUGGCGUAGCCAAAAUGAACCGCAAUAUCAUUGGGAGCGCCAAAUUCCGAUCGGGAGACGGCUGGAGCGCCGUUCGCACGUAGCUGCAUUAGACGGUAGACUCGGAGCACUUCUCUCUGUACAUAGACGGCUCCGUGGGCCACCAGUGAUGCACACUCAAUGUGUAGAGCUCAGAUAUGGGUGACCAGAGCGAGUGUGACUGGGGAGCAGUCACUGAAUCUCUGGCGAGUCGUCAGAGUGUGACGGAGAGGCGGGUACUGGUACGGACUUCGUGAUGAUCGGUGAGCAGUGAUCUCUUCGCACCGGGCUGAGCAGGGUCCGUUGGGUUCCAAGUAGGUCGCUGCUGGGAUUUUGUUCCUCUGUCGCUCUAGUCAGUCGCAGGUUCUACCUCUGUGUGAUGCUGUGGUUGACUAUGAAGCUAGCGAAUCAUCAGUAGCAGAUGCCGUUCACUUCGUUGCCACCCGACCAUAUCUUGAUUUUCGUUUGCCAAUGUCACGCUGACUGCAGUCUGCUGUGUUGAAUAUGGGUUUUAGCUACUGAAUUGGAAACUGGAGUUCGCUCUUUUGUAUGAACUUGCCAGCUUGGUAGAUGAAUGUUAAAUCGGUGACAAUCUGAAAAGAAUUGUAUGCAAGACGGCAGUUCCCCCAUCGUGUGGUUUCUAGAAUCGUGACUCAUUUAUUUUAUCUGAGAAGAAUCUAUUGUCACUUGCUUUCUUACCUGCAGCUUAGUUUCCAGCCGUCGACUGUUUCUAUGAGGCAUUAUCUUUAUCAUUAUUUUAAUCUCAUUCACUCGAGCCUCACUGCAUCAUUUUCGGGUGCCAGCCUAAGCACUUUCGUCGCUCGUGCGUCGCCAGUCCCUGGUCUGUGGCUGACACUGAGGGGUGACCAGGGCGGCUGGGACGAGCGAAAAGUGCUGACACUCUGCCAGCAGCCGAGCUUUCUGUCCGAUAUGGAGGCCGGGGGGCGGCGGCCGGCGCGCUCUGCCCGUGUAUAUAGACGAUAUGGUGCGUGUGAACGCGGUCAGUGGUGCUUCAGAGAGUCUGCGACGGGUUGUGAGAGUGAACCGUGCCAUGCUGGUCCAAUGUCAAGGGUAGUCUUCGUAUAGUGCGCGAAUAAACUUUGUGAUAACAUG